Molecule: messenger RNA, 1257 nt
Organism: Symbiodinium necroappetens
Lineage: Eukaryota; Dinophyceae; Suessiales; Symbiodiniaceae
Source: the annotation of a GenBank genome assembly
AUGUCACGUUGGCUUGCUGAGAAGAAAGAGGAGGUGGACCUCACGAAGUUUCACCAUUUUGCCAAGACAUAUUUCAGCUCUUCGGCAUGCCUUAUUCUCGCCGUGGGCGGCUCUUUCCCUGACACGACGGCAGGAGGCGAGAGCGUCGAAGAGGCCGAGCCGCACUGGCGCAGGGUCGAUAAUCGGAGGGCAGUUGCCCUACAGGAGCGAAAUGACGACAGUGGAAUGGUGGCCUCCAAGUCCAUGGAAAAUCUCUGUUUCGGUGGUGUUGCUGCCGUGUAUCCACAGGCGAAGAUGCCCAAGAAGUACCGCGCAGCUGCGAAAGGUGAAGUCAGCACCUACCGAGGAGCCGGAGUUCUCCCAGUGACAAGGCUGGAAGAUGGCCAAGCGCGUGUCCUUCUCUGGCAGCCACAGAGCGGGAAGAAGAAAGGUGUCCGGUGGUACGACUUCGGAGGUCGGAAGAAGGUCCCCGAAGAGUUCGCCAGUUUUGGUUUGGUCGGCUCCCAGCGCCAACUUGAGGCCUCUCGCAGAGAAUCCCGCAGAGUAGCCAUGGAGGACAGCUCCAACCCAGUCUCGCUGGACUGCGCAGCGUCGGUGGACAUGCCCAUGGAUGUGGAGGCCGUGGCAGCCACACAGCUGGACCCGGCCACGCAGCUGGACCCUGCCACUCCUCCUGAGGAGGCUUUGACGGCGACCCUGAGGGAGGAGACACCGGCAGUGACUCCAGUCAAGAAGCGGAGGCAGUCCCACGAGGCCCUGCUGUCUCCAGUGAAGACGUCUCCUGCAGCGUCCGCCUCGUCGUCCUGGGCCAUAGUCAAGGAGGAUCCGUACCUCGCAUCACCAAGUCCAUCCGUGAAGAGUCCCAUGGAGCUUGCAGACGAGGAGCUUCAGAAGGUGCUGCAGAAGCACCUGGGCAGGCACCUGGAGCCUCUGUCUCAUGUCCUGGAACAGGCCGCACACCCGGUGCAGAAGCGGCUGGUCUUGCUCUACCUGGUCGGGCUGCAGUGUGGCAUCCACCGUCCUGAGGGACAGCGUGAUUUGGUGCACCUGACCUCGGACGGAUUCUGGCUUCCAGUGCUGGAGCGGUUUCUUCAGGGCAUCCUGGAGAAGUAUCACAGUGAGAAGAGAAAAAUCGGCUCUGCUGGCUUUGAGUCCAUAACGACGCGGGCAGAGCGAAGCGGCCUCAGGCUGCCGAGCACACAGCGAAGUACCAUUGCGGCUGUUGACGUGCCGCACUUGGAGGCGCCGGCCCACUAG